Ectocarpus siliculosus is the source of this 321-nucleotide messenger RNA. The record is from the annotation of a GenBank genome assembly. Lineage: Eukaryota; Phaeophyceae; Ectocarpales; Ectocarpaceae.
AUGGCUCUGGGCAACGAAAGGAUGGGUCUGCUAAAAGCCGAGCGUCAAGAGUGCGAGACUGAACCUCGGGACUCGUGUCGAUCGCAGACGUUAUCGGUCGACGGCGGGGGGAAAGCCAUGAAGGACAAGACAGACGCAGACAAAGAAAACACUGAAGCUCAGGCUGAACGCCGGGACUCGUGGCGAUCGCAGGCGUCAUCGGUCGACAGCACGGGGGAAGCCACGAAGGACAAGACAGACAUAGAGGAAGAAAACAUCGACGCUCAGGUCGAGGUAAAUGACGUUACAACCGUAGCCGCCCAGACCACAAGGAAGGCUUAG